This is a messenger RNA of Mytilus trossulus (common blue mussel), 2034 nucleotides long. RefSeq lists its product as uncharacterized. Lineage: Eukaryota; Metazoa; Mollusca; Bivalvia; Mytilida; Mytilidae. The transcript is spliced from 2 exons. The record is from RefSeq and is a predicted model, not a curated record. The coding region runs from base 706 to 2034 and encodes 442 amino acids.
CACUACUUCAUUUUUAAUGGCUAAUUAUGCUGAUCAGACGUUUUGUCCAGAGUGGCACAGAAAGAUAUUCCCGAUCCAAUUUCUGUGAAUGCAAAAUAACAUACAUCUUAGUGACCAUUAUUUCUAAUGUGCUAUUCAAUAAACGACACAUCACUCAAAACCAAAACACAUUGAAAAAACAAACAUGUUCAGGAUCAGUUCAGUUCACAAGAAGAGUAGCAUUAUAAGCAUAUGAAUAAAGUAAUAUAUCUACUGAGAAAGUGAACCAACUUAAGAUAGCGCUGAAGUGAAGCAAAGUUCUUUUUAAAAAUGUGACAUCGUCUGUUAUCGGUGAAAUGACGGAUCAGGGAAACGAAUUAAUUUGAAGUCCGUUUAAUAUUUGGGGCCCUUUAUAGCUUGUUGUUCGGUGUGAGCCAAGGCUCCGUGUUGAAGGCCGUACUUUAACCUAUAAUGGUUUAAUUUUUAAACUUUUAUUUGGAUGGAGAGUUGUCUCAUUGGCACUCACACCACAUCUUCCUAUAUCUAUAUAAUGCGAUAUAAGAACAGUCAUGGUUAUCAAAAGAACAACGUUUCUGGCUAUCUUAUCAAUUAACGACAAUAGGUCAAGGCGAAGCCAUAGGAUGCCAAACAAUUUUCAAACUCUGCAAAUUGCAUCACUUAACUUUUUAUUCAGACAAACACGUUGUGUCGGGACAUAGUUUACCUAUGAAUGAUUCUGUCGAACACGAAGAACAGAAAAAGCGAGAAUCUAAAUCACACACACAUGUAACAAUUGUAUCUGCAUAUAAAGAGAAGUUAACGGAUAGAUGUGAAUUGGACAGGAUGAUGGAUGAUGCCACUGUCCAACACAAACAGCGUCAUCCAAACAAAAGACUCCCAACUGAUAUUGAUUUAACAUCUUCCGACCAAGACAAGACGAUGUCAUAUUCAGUAGAUGAUCCAAAAAUAUUGAUAGGCAAAGACUACCAAAAGACACACGAGGCAGGUUCGUCACGCAUAGUAAAUUUUUCUGCAGUCAAUAGUUUAACACGCCGACAAAGACUUGACUCGUUCUUAUCGAUUCGAAAAAAUAUGCAACAUGACGGAUCAUCUGUAUCUCCUACGUCUGAUGAUUCUGAAUCACAUGAUGAACCUGAAUCACACGAGGACUUCGAAUUUUACAAGAGUGCGGCGUUUAACACUACAAAUCGAAGCAUAGAAGAUAACAUGACUGCCUUACAAAUAUCAGAAAUGAGUGGUUGUAUUGAAUGCGUAAAGGCAAUUCCUGUUUUCUCUGCAAACGAAAUUCAAGAAGGAGACCAUAUCGUUUUUGCAGGUACAGUGUACGAUCAUCAUGCAAUUGUGGAGUCUAAGCUUCCUGACAAAGAGUUUGGAAUAAUAGAAGCAACAAAUACAAUAUUUGGAGUUACAACGGGUUUCUUUUUAGGCAAAAAAGCUCUCAUUGGAAAAUCCACUAAAUUGUUUAAUUUUGCAACACAAAAUCUUCGUGUGAUAGCGUACAGAGUAAGACCGUUCACGCAAAAAGCAACUGCGCAACGAGCAAGGGAUUUUGUCGCAGGUGAUGGGACGAGUGGAAAGUACGAUUACGAUAUUUUAGAUAAUAAUUGCGAACAUUUUGCAACAUAUUGCGUUACAGGACGAAAAUUCAGUAUUCAAGUAACAAAGUUCAGAUUAACCAGUAGUUUGUUUUGGAAAAGUGGAUUUAUUGGAAUAAGCGAUGAAUCAAUUCGAAAUGUGAAGCAAUAUGAACACGGAAUAAUAUGUAAACCGUGUUUUGAAAUCAACAAACAAUUAUUUAACGUAAAUGUUAGGCCAAUAGAAAAGGCAGAAGAUGUUCAAAAGGGAAACAUUAUAAGGUACAGUUACUGGAACUUAUGGCAUGAUGCUGUCAUCUUAGAUGUAAGAGAUGUCGAAGAAUCUCAUGUUACCUGCUUCAUUGCACAUUAUGCGUUUUGUGGCAUAUUUUCUCAUAGGACGAUUUUACGAGAAAAAUUGAGAGUCUAUUUUGAUGGAAGCUUCAAGAUAUUGGAUUAA